This is a messenger RNA of Salvelinus sp. IW2-2015, 6384 nucleotides long. It is a transcript of the gene kmt5c, whose product is annotated as lysine methyltransferase 5C. Lineage: Eukaryota; Metazoa; Chordata; Actinopteri; Salmoniformes; Salmonidae. Gene Ontology annotation, cellular component: nucleus. Gene Ontology annotation, molecular function: protein binding; histone H4K20 methyltransferase activity. The record is from RefSeq and is a predicted model, not a curated record.
CGGUUUCACUGCAGCAGUGUUACUCGCAUACCUCAGUGGUUGUUCGCCCAACUUCUGAUACGAGAAUAACAAACAUAAAAAAAAAAUAUUCCUUUCCUCGGGUCAGUCGUUUUGCUGUGGAAACUAGCUGAUUAGCUAAUUUGAUUACAURUGCAGCGUUGAAUCAACGAGGCAACACCAAGAAAUUGUGCUGUGUUUCGGCUACGUAACGUUAGCUAGCUGACUCGACAUCUGACAUAGCCAGCUAGCGGCUAGCUUGCAACCACUACGGAUACAAUCUAGCUAACGGCUUUCGUUAUCAAAUACUCCCAGCAUGCUGAUGGUGGGAGGCGAUGGACGGAUGCAGUAAAAUGAGUGUGAUGGAGCUGUGUGAGACGGAUGAUCUGGCCACCAGCUUGGUYCUGGACCCCUUGCUGGGGUUCAGCACCCAUAAAAUGAACGUCAGUCCCCCCCCAGAGGUCCGUCGUUGGGGCUACCURAAAGAGACUCUGCUACGCUUCCAACGCACACAUGACUUYCAGGCCACCUUUGAGGCRCUCACAGUGGGAGACUGGGCCUGUGACUACUUCACUGGACUGGGAACACACCGUCUGGAACUACUGAAACAGCAUGUGUAUCGCUARCUCUGUGCCUUCCUGUUGGAUAGUGGUGUCCAGAUUGAGUCAUGUGACCGAUACUCUUCAGAAACCAACGGAGCAAAGAUAACCUCUACCAAGCACUGGUUUGUWGGUGAGCGGAUGGAGGUUCUGUUGGGUUGUAUAGCCGAGCUGAGUCCAGCAGACAGUGCUGUUCUGAGAGCAGGGGUGAAUGACUUUAGUGUGAUGUACUCCACUCGUAAGCGCUGUGCACAACUCUGGCUUGGGCCUGCGGCUUUCAUCAACCACGACUGCAGACCYAACUGUAAGUUUGUUCCUGGCGAUAAGAAUGGAGGCUGUGUAAAAGUGGUGAGGCCCAUCGCACCUGGGGAGGAGAUCACCUGUUACUAUGGCGACAGCUUUUUUGGAGAAGACAAUGAAAUGUGUGAAUGCUGCACCUGUGAGAGAAAAGGAGAGGGUCACUUCCGACACAGAGAGAGGCAGCCUGGUUGUGAUGACUCUAAUGACCUGUCUGGCCAGAAGUACCGCCUCAGAGACACAGACCUUCGUCUUAACAGAGGGAAAGCACCCUGUCCUCCUACAUUUCGGCCUACAUUUACAUUUUCAAAUUCAGCUAUCCCUUCAAGGAAUUCAUUUACCCAGCAGAUGAAGAGAAAUGCUCUGAUGAUGAGCAGGAAGACCAAAAGGUUGAAACAGGAGGGGCAAAGGAGGAUAUCGGYAAUGAAGCAGCAACGGCUGAUAAUGCCAUCCCUAUCAGAGGUGGUGUUGAGGAACCUUAGGGUCCGAGUACGGCGCCACACGUUCAACUUCUUGUUGAGCUGCAAGGACCCCACCAGCAAAGAGAGGGCCUUGCUGCACCAGCUUGAACAUGUGGAGACAAAAGACAAGUGGAGGAAGGAACAAUCUGCUCUCUGCUGUACAACCAAAGAGAAUGACAAAAAAGAGAAGAGCAGCAAUACUUGUGAGUUAAACCUGAAGCCUUUCACUCUUCAKCCUUCCUUGUCUUCUCAACAGAAUGCUGGACCAGCAGUUUGUGGACAGAUACUGGGUGGAAAGCCCCUUCGAGUGGUGGAAAAAGUAUCUGUCCAGACAAGGAUCUCUUCCAGAACAAGGAGCAUGAUCAGAAACUGUCACACACGCRCGUCUGUUUCCAGAGCCAAGAAGAACAACAAAAUCAUUAGCAAGCGCAUUGAACUCACCAAACCRAUUUGCAGAAAAAGCAACAGCGCAAGUCCUCAGAAACACAUGGAUAGCUGUAGUGGAAAAGAUGCCACGCACAAUGUUAUCAAAGAUAUUCAUGGAACCAAUUGCAUAACCAUCGAAAAUAACACCAGCGGCAACAACAAUGAUGUGGCAUACAUCAGCAACAGAACAUACACUGGUGGAGGCGGGCCCAAAGGCAGCAAGGCUCAGKAUGCAGAUCAGAAACCAGUGGAUCUGAAAGUGGAAAUCAAAACCAUUGGAGAAUCGGGGACUGAUGGGACACUUGUGGCGAGCAAACCCUCUGGUAAAAGGGUUGAAGUUUGCCAAAGUGCUUUGGACAAAGCCAAMAAGCCUGGGAAUCACCAGAAACCCAUUAGUACUCCCCUUGUCACUACCACCCCUAGRACCAUUUCUCUCUCUUCCCCCUCACUUGACCAUGUUCCAYUAAUGUCAGGACUGAAGCAAGUCACAGUUAGCUUGAUAAGAGUGUCUGUGCCGGYAAGUGUAGCAGAAGAAAGGGCCUGUCCAGGAUUGGAGGGAAAGGGCAUUGUGAGAAGAGAGAGCAGCGUACCAGUGCAAGCAGAACAGAUGGCUAGAUCAGCUACACAGGGAGGAGAGGCAGACACCAGAGUGUCCAGGUCCCAGCAGAAGUCCAUGGAGGAAGCAGGCAGAGAGUUGUCAGACGCUGAAGGUAAGAAAGGGGUGAGGGAAAUGUAUUUCAAGGCUAAGAUUAACAAAGCUGAUGUAGGAAGGGGACAGACUGCUGUGGUGAAGGURGAUMUWUUACAUGGUGAGAAAGGGGCAGGUGAGAAGGURAUUGAAAUAGAAGCUGCUGGUGGGGGGGAAAAGGUUAGUGUGGCUGGGAAGYGGCAUAGGGGGAGUGUAAAAMACAUUGACAGAGGGGCAAAACUAAAUAGUAAAAGUGUACAAUCUCAAYUMGUUGGCUGUGAUAAGAGGGUGCUUAGAGGGCGAAAUGAUGCAGAAGAACAGAGUAAUGGAAAAGCAGGAGGACAAAAUAGCAAAAGUUGUGACAGCAUUAUCAGAAAGGAUGGAGGUAAGAAUGAGAGGGUGUCUGAAAUGGUAAAAAAGGGGAGUAGUAUAACUAUGGACAAGAAGGGUGUUGUUAUCAAACAGGUGAGGGUUCUACUUUCUGAUAUUCUAAGAAAAGAGCGGGAUCAGAAGGCUGGGGGCUCAGGAAGUGGGAACACAGGAAAGAAAGAUCUAAUUUCCUCCAACCAUAAGCAAAUGGAAGAUGGCAGAGAGGCAAAUAAUGAUGGGGGGAAAGAGGUUAGGGAACAAAUAUUAUCUGAUGCACAGACAAAUAGUUUGCCUCAUGCAACAACACAAAGUGGGAUAAUUUCCAAACGGGGGAAAGGAAGGGCUAGUAAGAUGAAACUUGAGGGUCCAGGUCAAGACUUGCAUAUUCACUCGCCACAAAGUAACGAUGAUUUAAUCCCAGCGAAAGAUAGGCUUUCCAAGUCUCCCCCUCCUUCUUCAGAAUAUCUUCAGACACACACCCAGGCCAACAUUCCUCUGAAGAAACGGAUGUUCCGUAAUUCGGUGGAGACUGACUCUGAGCAGAGCAUCAACUCUCCUGUGUCAGAGCCAUCCUCCAAGGACCUCAAACCCUCCACAGGGCUGAGGCAGAAUCUGACUCUGUGUUCCGGAAGAGAAACCAAAGCUAUCAAAGUGUUGGAGGACUGUGGUAGAGGUGGGUUGCGGUCUAAUAGUGACCCUAAGUCUACCGUUUCAGAGUUUGGGGUCCAAUCUCGGACACAGACCUUCAAGAGGACAGCAAAACAAAAUGCAACGCCCAGAAUGCUGCGUCCCAGAGUCAAUCAACUGGAACAAGACCGGCCACGGAGGAGUGCAGGYAAGUAUAAAAGAGGGACCCGKGACUCAGAGGUACUGGAGAAUGAAUCUGAUGAGGACAAACACAAAGCAGGACAUGGUGAAAUCUCACUGGAUUCUAAAAAAGAACAUGUAAAMGAAGGAGAGAAGAAGCCAGAAUCACAUACUGAGUUACUGAAUUCACUCACCUCGCAAACAUACAAGGAAGAGAACGGGAAAGGGCAGAGCCUCAACUUCAAAAUCCGUUUUAAGAGAAAGAGGGGCAAAGUGUGGGAGUUGGACAGACCUGCAGGAGGAGAGGAUUUGAUUAUUGAAGCAGAAAAGUCUAUUGAUUCACAACAAUUGGAGCCUUAUAGGGCCAUUUUAGAUUCUGUGUCAAUCUUAAACUUAGAAAUGGAGAAGGGUGCCCAGGCAGAUGGGAAGGAGACUCAUGACGUACGAUUUUGGAAGAGACGUAAAGUUAGACGAGACAGAUUGGGGAGUUUGAAAGAUAAAGGUCCCAUUUUGAUGAACAGGCAGAGUGAGGUUGUAGCUGUAGACUCYAAAGAGAAAAAAAAGYAACAGGGGGAGCUCAGCGAGGUAGAGAUAAAUGAGGUGUUAGACGAGGUUAUUUAUGGAGUAAAGCAACUACCAGGAGAAAAGGGCCAUACAAUUACUAGUGAGGGUAUGUCUGUCGGAGUGGGGGGACUGCAAUGUGACUAUCAAGUCACACCAAGUCCUGUUAGAAUCUGUGGAAAAGAGAAAGAUAUUCCAUCCUUGGCUGAAGACAGAGAACAAGUGAAGGAUACUUGUAUUGGAGUAGAGAGUAGUUUGGUUGACAGUGGGGCACUGCAUGAACACAAAGUAAAGGAUGAGGACCAACCCUUGCCACGGAUCAAACUGCGGAGAAAAAUACAGGGUGUAUGGGAGGUYGACAGCCAGGAGUUGGAGCAGAUUGAAGCAGAGUCUGAAAAAGAGAAGAAGGAAAUMACAUGCGUUAAGCRAAAAGAAGAGUGCCCUUCUCAARCUCCCACCUGCCAGAAACUCAACAGUGCAAUCAAGUGCAACACUUUAAAAGAUUCCUCUGCUGUUCUUCUGAAAAAAGAACCUCCCCCCCUCACUUUAUCUCUCUCACCCUUGACCCUUAACUCACCKCAACCUGUGGGUUCUGAUGUGAUGGCCUAUGCUCCUGAAACAAUGAAUGACAGGGCCAUGCCAAAAAUCACUAAUAGGGGAGGAAGGGGAAGGGGAAGGGGACGGAAAGAAAGGCAGAAAACAGAGACUGCUCGUAAGGUUGCAACUGGAGAGAUGGGAACUUCUUGUCUUAGUCAUAACCUGCUACAGAUAGACAACAGUCUUUCUAGACUCUCAGAAGGGUUAUGUCAGUCACAAUCCUUAGAAAAAAACAUACCUUCUGAUUACACUGCUUCCACCUCAAAGAUUCCAUCCCAGUCUCAGUCUCCACCGUUCAGUUUUCCAGAAAGGAUGCUUUCCACAGAAUCCAGCUUUGCUAAUUGCUGUGAAGAUCUCCUCGACUUCCAGUGUCUCAAUCUUGAAGGGUUCUAUCAUCCACAGAACAUCCUCCAAACCUCUCCAAUAGACCUCUGUCCAAUGGAUCCACCCAGCGGGCCCUUUAGUAGUCCCCUCUCUCAUAGCCCCUCGGAUGCUUGGAACCCAGAAACCCCAUACCUUGGCCCUCCAAGRCCAGGAAGUAUCUUCAAUGCAGAGGAUCAGCAAUUUCUUAAUGGUCUUGUGUGCUCCAAAAAUGAGUCUCUCCCUUUGGAUUGUGGAGUUAAGGAUACUUCCAAAGACAGAGGACAGCUCAAUGCAAAUUUUUGUUUUACACCCCUUUGCAGCGCUGAGGACUUUCAUGGAUCGUUUUUUGAUGAAAAUCCUGGAUGAAAUUGUCAAAAGAAGAUUCUAAGACACAGGCCUUAUCUUCAGCAGCCAAAACCCACUACUCUCAAAAGAAUCAUUCAUGUUUAACACAAAUACUCCAUCCAUCGGUUCCCAUUCCCAUAAUACCCCAGUCAAUUUCUCAAUCAGAGCACCAAUGGUACUAAGGCUAGUUCUGCUCAUUCCAAUUUUUCUAAGGUCCAGCCUCAAGUCAAAACUCCGGGUCCCUUCCACCUGAUGAGCUCUUCCAACAAAUCUCAAUUUUCCACCUCUCAGCCAGUGCCAAUUCCUUCAAAACCGGCCCCAGAAUUACUCAGUCAAGUCUGUCCAUUCACCUCAAGUGGUUUCUAACAAGUUUGGCUGUCAAUUAAAUCCUAAUGUAGGAGAUGUUUUCGCAACACAUAUGACAAAAGCUCCAGUGUGAUCCAGAGUGUGCUUAAGUUUCAAGGAGGGAAACCAAGUCAGAAUUUGAAUAGUGCCCCUUCUAAAGUUAAUAUUGUCCUGGCAACCCUAAAAAGGGCCAAACCUCAUAUUGCCAAAUCUAGGUACAGUGACACUGACAAGGUCCACCAGAGUAACAAAUGUUCAGGUUUUAGCACUGGCGGCCAUAAAGGUGCAUGCCCAGUUAUAGCAUCAUUUCAGAAAAAAAUCCAGUUCGUCUCAAUGCAUCAAACUACCCCAUCAAGUCAAAUCUUCCCAAUGACAAAGUCCAUCCAGAUUAUUUCCAGACUCCAGUAAAAGUACAACGACAGCUUUGGAGAACGCCCUCUGACAAACCUCAAUACACUGAAACCAGCUUUGGCAGCAAAAACUUCUCCACUCUCCCAAGGCCUUUCUUUUUUCCCCAGCCAAGCACCUC